AGUCAAUCUGCCAUCAUAUAUGUUAUCGGCAAAAUUUUAUAUUUCUACAAACAUUUUACCAGUAAAUUAAAAUUUGUAACACACAGCUGUGUGUUACACAUCGCGAGAUAAGUUUUGAAAUUGGCUGCUUGGAAUGACUGACGAUUAAAUCCAUGUAAGACAAUAAGACAAACAUAAGGAAAAAACGAGCUAGCAUUAUGAAAUCUAAUCUAUAUAGUUUGAAAUAUCGAUUAAAAUGAUUGAUCGAUAACGACAGAAUGCAAAUAAAAAGUCGUAGCGUAAGUAUUUUUAUUUUCGUAUUUUCGUAUCAGAUAAUGCGAGCGUAUCACGUGAUCCACUUGAUAUCCGGACUUGUCGCGAUUCGUUCGUUGGUGCCGUUGGUGGCUUUCGUGGGCUUUUGUCCAUACGUGCAGAAUGGCAUUCAACUUAGCUGCUUUUUCAUAUAUUGUGGCGUUAAUCGGCGACGCGUUUCUAAUAUUUUUCGCGAUAUUUCACGUAAUCACGUUCGAUGAGUUAAAGACUGGAUACAAAAAUCCGAUCGAUCAAUGUAAUAAUUUAAAUCCGCUUGUUCUACCAGAGUAUAUACUGCACGUUGUGAUCAAUCUUUUAUUUUUGAUUAGCGAGCAAUACUUUUCGCUGUUUAUCAAUAUCCCACUCAUAGCUUAUCAUGUAUGGAGAUACAUGAACAGGCCUCUGAUGACAGAAUCAGGCCUAUAUGAUCCUACAAGCAUAAUGAAUGCUUAUGACUUGUCCAUGUACCAUAGAGAAGGAUGGAUUAAACUAGCCUUUUACCUUUUGUCGUUUUUUUAUUACUUAUAUGGAAUGAUCAGCUCAUUGAUCAAUUGAAAUGAGCAACCAUUGUAAAGAUUUUCCAUUUUUUCUGCAACUGUUUGAUGCAAUGGUUGCUUAUGCUGGAGAUACAAGUUAUUUUCAACCAAUUUGUAAUAAUGGGAGUUUUGUAACAAGUAUUAUGGAGAAAGAUUCUUUGACAUCUGUCUAACAUAUAGGUAAACUUUAUAAUACACACACACACACACACACACGCGCGCGCGCGCGCGCAUGAUUUAGACUACAUUAGACAUUUUUCUGGAGUAUGUCACUAUAUAUACUUUAAGCAAGAUAUUAUUUAUAUAGGUAUGAAAUAAAAAAGAUUUUGAGUCAAAUCAAAUAUUAUAAAUAUUAUUGUGCUUUUGUCAGAUAUACAAAGCUGAAUAUUU
This is a messenger RNA of Trachymyrmex septentrionalis, 1217 nucleotides long. RefSeq names its product protein cornichon (gene cni). The record is from RefSeq and is a predicted model, not a curated record. Gene Ontology annotation, biological process: endoplasmic reticulum to Golgi vesicle-mediated transport. The transcript has 4 exons. Lineage: Eukaryota; Metazoa; Arthropoda; Insecta; Hymenoptera; Formicidae. Gene Ontology annotation, cellular component: endoplasmic reticulum membrane; COPII-coated ER to Golgi transport vesicle. The coding region runs from base 415 to 846 and encodes 143 amino acids.